This is a messenger RNA of Hypanus sabinus (Atlantic stingray), 2475 nucleotides long. RefSeq names its product transmembrane serine protease 7 (gene tmprss7). The record is from RefSeq and is a predicted model, not a curated record. Lineage: Eukaryota; Metazoa; Chordata; Chondrichthyes; Myliobatiformes; Dasyatidae. Gene Ontology annotation, molecular function: protein binding; serine-type endopeptidase activity. The transcript is spliced from 17 exons. Gene Ontology annotation, biological process: proteolysis. Bases 1 to 2475 code for a protein of 824 amino acids. Gene Ontology annotation, cellular component: plasma membrane.
AUGCAGGUGUCUGAAAUAUCGGUCUACGUGACCAAUGUAGAUGGACGAGUACCUGUGAAGAAAAGUCCACGAAAAGCAAAUAAGAGGCCCAAAUUAUCACGGAAAUGUCGGUUUGGUGAAAUGACCAAGUGUGUCUUUAUAAACAAAAAAAUAAUCUUCCUUACUCUGAUGGUUCUUGUUAUUGUAAUAAUAACCUGGACUUUAUUGUGGGUCUUUGUUUUGAGAACUCAAAACAACAGUGCUUUAUAUUUUGCUGGAUUAUUCCGCAUAGCUAAUGUUGAAUUUAUACCUGAAUAUCGGAGAAAGGAUUCCCCUGAAUUUCUGCACAUGGCAGAUAAAGUUCAGCAAGUGAUUAAUAAUGUUUAUCAAAAAUCACUUUUCUCCAAGUUAUACAAGCAAUCGACCAUUUCUGUCUUAAGUGAUAACAACAAUGGUGGGGUUCUUGUUUAUUUCUGGAUGGUCUUUGUGGUCCCAAAUGUGAAGGCUUUGUUUGUGUGUGAAGACUGUGUCAGUGCUAUCUUAAAGGACUCUAUCCAGACGAGCCUCGUAAACCGCACUUCGGUUGGUUACCUCCAUGGACUUCCUGUGGAUCUGGACUCGAUUGUUAUUAAUGCUGGCCUUCGUUCAGAUUACAUUGCUACAGCUACGACAGAUUCAAAAUAUGUCAUUGAUAAGUGUGCAGAACCGUCUGGCACUUCUGUCCCUCUGAACUUCUCUGCUACAUCGGGACAGGUGAAUUGCUACUUCAGGCUCACUUCUCUGUUAGGAUAUGUCAUUCGCCUCUCUGUCGUCAGCCUUCAGAUUGAACCCGACAAUUGUAUCACAGAUUCAUUCUAUAUUUAUGAUUCGCUUAUGCCUAUCAGAAGUAGAAAACUAUACCGAGCCUGUGAACCCUUUGGUUCUUCCCCAGUUUCUUUCGUAUCUACUGGCAAUGGCAUGUUUCUGUCAUUCAACUCCCUCAGGUUGUACGGAAAGAAAGAAUUAAUGGGCUACUUUGAAGCAAUUCCCAAGGAAAAAUUAGAAAGCACUAUACUGUCAAAAGAUGGAACAAGAUUGGAGGGAAACAUAACCAGCCCAUAUUAUCCAAGUUAUUACCCUCGAAAGUGUAGCUCUACAUGGAUAUUUAAGACUUCUGCACCAUCUUUUGGGUUAGCAUUGAAAUUUCACAACUACACCUUGAAGGAAAAGGGAAUUGAAGGAUGUGAUCAUGGCUGGUGGAAAAUUAAUGAAAAAAUGUACUGCGGCUAUCAAAUAGACCAUCAGACAGUGUUCCACGUAACUAAUUUCCUGGUUAGUAUCACAUUCCAGUGCAGUGGAAAACAAUCAAGCAAGGCUUUCCUGGCAGAGUACAGCAGCUACAACAUCAGCCAACCCUGUCCUAAUGGAUAUUAUGUCUGCUCCACUGGUCUGUGCAUCCGACAAUCUCAACGUUGUGAUGGAUCAGAUGACUGCUUUGAUGAAAGUGAUGAAGUAUUUUGUUCUCUGCCUUCAAAGGUGUGCAACACAAGUUCUCCAUGGUAUCAUCACUACUUCAUCUGUAAUGGAUUCAAAGAUUGUGAGAAUGGUGCAGAUGAAUUUAAUUGCACAGACUCUGUUCCUUGUACAAACAUUACCUAUAAAUGCAAGAAUAAUCUGUGUAUUCUGAAGAAGAAUGCUAAAUGUGAUGGGACUAUCGACUGCUUGGAUGGAAGUGACGAAAUGAGUUGUGAUUGUGGCAAUAAAAUACAGCACGGAAGUCGAAUUGUAGGAGGAUCUAGUGCUCAAGACGGAGAGUGGCCUUGGCAAGUCAGCCUUCACUUCUCCGGAUCGCCCUAUUGCGGAGCCUCAGUGAUAACAAAGGAAUGGCUUCUAUCUGCAGCACACUGCUUCCAAGGGGACAAGAUGUCCGAUCCCAGACCAUGGGUGGCUCAUUUAGGAAUGCAUACUCAAGGAAAUGCAGGGUUUAAGAGUGAGCUUAAACGGAUCCUUGUCCAUGAGUACUACAAUGGCCGGAACUUUGACUAUGAUAUUUCGCUGUUAAAACUGAAAACACCUUGGCCAGACAGACUAGCAUCGACAAUCCAACCAAUCUGCGUCCCUUCACUGGCUCAAGUGGUACCAAACGGAGAGAGAUGUUGGGUCACUGGCUGGGGACAAAAACAAGAAAUGGAUAACAGUGACCCUACCGUUCUUCAACAAGCAGAGGUUGAGAUCAUAAAUCAGUCUCUCUGUCGUUCCACCUAUGGACUUAUCACCCCACGGAUGCUGUGCGCAGGAUUAUUAUCUGGCAAAAGAGACGCUUGUCGUGGUGACUCCGGAGGACCAUUAUCUUGUCAAGAAAGAGCUGGUGGAAGGUGGUUUCUCACUGGUAUUGUCAGCUGGGGUCAUGGAUGUGGAAGACCCAAUUUUCCAGGGGUCUAUACAAGAGUAUCAAAGUUUGCUACCUGGAUCCAGCAACAUGUCUCUGCUUUGCCAAAAACUGAUGAGCUCGCAUAG